Molecule: messenger RNA, 3470 nt
Organism: Labeo rohita (rohu)
Lineage: Eukaryota; Metazoa; Chordata; Actinopteri; Cypriniformes; Cyprinidae
Product: peptidyl-prolyl cis-trans isomerase
Exons: 13
Coding region: 54-2795 (913 amino acids)
Biological process (GO): protein peptidyl-prolyl isomerization; intracellular transport; protein folding
Cellular component (GO): intracellular membrane-bounded organelle
Molecular function (GO): peptidyl-prolyl cis-trans isomerase activity; zinc ion binding
Source: RefSeq, a predicted model, not a curated record
CUUAAGUGUAGGUGAGAUGUUGCGUGUUUGUGUCUCUGUGUUCAUGCAAUAAAAUGGCAGAAACCAAAUUUUCUCAGGAUGAGUUUAGCUGUCCAGUGUGUCUGGAUCUCAUGAAGGAUCCAGUGGCCAUUCCAUGUGGACACAGUUACUGUAAGAGCUGUAUUACAGGCUGCUGGGAUCAGGAGGAUCAGAUGAGAGUCUACAGCUGCCCUCAGUGCAGACAGACCUUCAGUUCAAGACCUGCUUUAGCUAAAAUCACACUGCUGGAUGAACUGGUGGAGAAACUGAAGAAGACCAAACUUCCUGCUGACUGUUACGCUGGAGCUGGAGAUGUGCAGUGUGACGUCUGUACUGGAACAAAAUACAAAGCCGUCAAGUCCUGUCUGAUGUGUCUGAACUCUUACUGUCAGAAUCAUCUUGAACAACAUGAGAGUUUCUUUAAAGGAACGAGACACAAUUUGACUGAUGCCACUGGACGACUGCAGAAGAUGAUCUGCCAGAAACAUGAGAAGCUCCUUGAGGUUUUCUGUCGCACUGACCAGAAAUGUAUAUGUGUGCUGUGUAUGGAUAAACAUAAAAACCAUGAUAUUGUAUCAGCUGCAGCACAGAGGACAGAGACUCAGAAGCAGCUGAAGGAGACGCAGAAGACGUUCCAGCAGAGAAUCCAGCAGAGAGAGAAAGAUCUUCAGCAGCUGAGAGAGGCUGUGGAGUCUCAUAAGCGCUCUGCACAGACAGCAGUGGAGGACAGUGAGAGGAUCUUUACUGAGCUCAUCCGCUCCAUUGAGAGAAGCCGCUCUGAGCUGAUACGGCUGAUCAGAGAUCAGGAAAAGCGAGCGGUGAGUGGAGCUGAAGGACGACUGGAGCGACUGGAGCAGGAGAUCAAUGAUCUGAGGAGGAGAGACGCUGAGCUGGAGCAGCUUUCACACACACAGGAUCACAUCCAGUUCCUGCAGAGUUUCCAGUCUCUCUCAGCACCUCCUGAAUCUACAGAUGUAAAUGAUGAUCUCUUCGGUUCUUUUUUCUCUUUUGAUGGUCUGAGAGAAUCUGUCCAUCAGCUGAGAGACAAACUGGAGGAUCUGUGCAAAGAAGAGCUCAAGAAGAUCUCAGACAGAGUUGCUACUACAGGUCCCUCUGUGUUCUACAACCGAUCUUCAGCAGAUUAUUCACAUCCUCUACACAUCGCGGCAAAUGUUACACUAACAAAGGGCCCUGUAUAUGGGAUGAAUCGUCUUCCUCCACAGCAGCAUACGUAUGCCUACCAACAGUCAUCACACACACCACCUCUCCAGCCACAUUGUGCAAAUAAACCAGCAGUCCCAUUUGGCACUGGAUUUGGUGCUCAGUUUGCCAAGAAAGAGGUUUCCUCUCCGUCAGCGCAGAAGAGCACUCAGAACGUGUGUGAUGAUAAUGAUGAUGAUGUUGAAAUCGUAUUUGAGCUCAAGCCAUUGAGAGAGCAAACAGAGCUGGCCGCCAAACUGAUGCUUCCUCCUACGUUCUUUUGUUACAAAAACCGCCCAGGAUACGUUAGCGACGAUGACAAUGAUGAUGAGGAUUUUGAAAGCGCAGUGAGGAGUUUGAGGGGAAAGCUGUAUGCAGAUGGAGCUGAUGGAGCAUCUGAUCAUGCAGGUCUGUCUUUUGGAUUUGUAUCCGUGGGUGAGUUUUCAUUUGCAGAUUUGGCAAAGAGAUCAAGUGAAUUUACAUUUGUUAAAAAAGAUGAUAAUUUCACGUGGUCAGGCGCAGGAGCCACAGUCUUUAGAAGUGCAGGGACACAAAAUAAAGGAGAGAAAACACACAGUGAUGCAGAAGAGGAGGGCAGUGAUGAUGAAACGCCCCAUAAUGAAAAGAUCCGCUUUGAGCCAAUCGUCUCUCUGCCUAAGUUGAAGGUGAGGUCUGGUGAGGAAGACGAGGAGAUCCAGUUUAAAGAAAGAGCCAAACUGUACCACUGGGACCGCGAGCUCAACCAGUGGAAGGAGCGCGGUGUGGGACACAUCAAAAUCCUCUUCCACCCUGUAAAGAAGAACUACCGCGUGCUGAUGAGACGCGAGCAGGUGCUAAAAGUCUGCGCCAACCACACCAUCAGCCAGAGCAUCGAGCUCAAGUCCAUGAAUACCUCGGCUAAUGCGCUGGUGUGGACCGCCACAGACUACUCAGAGGGAGAUGGGAAAGUCGAGCAGCUGGCAGCCAAGUUCAAGACUCCAGAGCUGGCCAAGUAUUUCACACAAGUGUUCACCGACUGCCAGAGCCGCAUGUCACAGGCUAAUGCAGUUCAUUUGUCUGUCCCCGAGACACUUUCACAAGAGUCCAACCCUGUGGUGUUCUUCGAUAUCACUGUAGAUGAUGAGGAUGUUGGGAGAGUCGUCAUGGAGCUCUUCGCUCACAUCGUGCCCAAAACGGCAGAGAACUUCCGAGCUCUGUGUACAGGAGAGAUGGGCUUUGGUUACCGCCAAUCCAUCUUCCACAGGAUCAUCCCAGACUUCAUGUGUCAGGGUGGUGAUAUCACCAACCAGAAUGGGACGGGAGGAAAAUCCAUCUACGGAGCAAAGUUUGAGGAUGAGAGCUUUGAGGUGAGGCACACAGGGCCAGGGCUGCUGUCCAUGGCCAACCGCGGCAGAGACACCAACAGCUCGCAGUUCUUCAUCACCCUCAAGAAAGCAGAGCACUUGGACUUCAAGCAUGUGGCCUUUGGAUUUGUCAAAGAAGGCAUGGAUGUGGUGAGGAAAAUCGGAGAGCUCGGCACUGAAGAGGGGAAACCCACGAAAACCAUCACCAUCUCAGAGUGUGGGCAGAUUUUGUGAGCUAUUCUACAUAAACUACUGUUCAUCCUGUUUGAGAUUGUGUUCCACAAGCUCUUGUUAAAUUGUUGUCUUGUUUGUGUUAAAGUGGACAGCACUAGUUGACAAUAAAAUUCAUGUUUUGCAAAAAAAAGGAAAAAAACUUUAUUUUCAGGUAAUGCAUGAACAUGACUAAACAAUAUAUAGGCUAUGUUAAUGCAAUGCAAGUUGCUUUGGACAAAAGUAUAUGUAAACGUAAGAGCCCCUGAGCAGGAAUCUUCUCCUCAUGAGUCUACAGGCAGAGCAUAAAUUGCUCUCCGUUCAAUUUAAAAGCACUAAGUAUAUUUAUACCAAAUUAAGCUAAAUAAAUAAAUUAAUAUUAUUCAAAGAACAUGACUUACAUUAUACAUAGGCAUAUGCAAAUAGAUUAUAUUUGCAAUCUUCAUAUUGACUGAGCAGAAUGCGCUCCCCCUCCCCUUAUAAAAAAUAAUUAUGGUUUUACAACAAAUAGAUGUUUAUUGUUGCUUAAGAGAAUCAAAUCAAAAAUUUAAUAAUCAAUCAAAGAGAAAUGUAUUACAUCUGCUGACUUAAUGAACAUAAAUGUAAAUGCUGUGAAUUGUCUAGAAAGUAUGACCUGUAAAGUUACGAUUUCGAAUGUGUUAUACUUGCCUGUUGUUUGCAAGAAGAAAAAAAAUUAAG